AUAUAUAUAUAUUUUUUAGCUUGGUUCUCUCUUCAACCGUGCUUCUGGAUUGAUGCAAUAACGUGAACAGUUUCAGCCAUGACAGGCCGAGAAAUCCUCCUCAAGAUGAAGGAAAAAGUUGAGUUGGGUUCAUCUGCCGACACUGGAAAAGGGCAGAGUAAGAUGUCAAAGCACGUAACACAUGGUUAUCAUUUGGUUAAGGGAAAAUCCAGUCACCCAAUGGAAGAUUAUGUUGUUGCUGAAUUCAAGCAAGUUGAGGAGCAUGAGCUUGGUCUGUUUGCAAUAUUUGAUGGUCAUUUGAGCCAUGACAUUCCUGAUUAUCUACGGUCUCAUUUGUUUGUUAAUAUUUUGAAUGAGCCUGAUUUCUGGACUGAAACAGAGGAUGCAGUCCGGAGAGCUUAUCGUACAACUGAUACUUCUAUUUUGGACAAAUCAGUAGAGAGUACAGCAAUUUGUCGGAUAAUAGCUUUGGAAAGAUGUCUCCAAUCUAAAGCCAUUAGUAUUGGAUCAAGAGAUGGUGAAAAAGAUAUGGACAACAUGGCCCAGAGAUUCAGGCAUGAAGAAUUGCCAGAAACAUGGUAUACUCAGUUUUUUGAGAGUUAUAAAGCUACUAAACCAUAUAGGUUAUCAUUUGGGGAUCGGGAAACAGACAAGCGUACACCUGAGCUGAUGUCUACUUAUCUUAGAAUCCUCAAGAAGCAUAAGAGAAGACGAGUAGCAUUUAAGGAAGAUGAAACUAAUGGUUUCGGCAAUCCCAUGUUAGAAAAUGGAUCAAACAUGCUCCGAAAUUCGGUUUUAAAUGACAAUGAUGCAAUUGUUGAUGAUACAUAUUUCUUCCCUGAAACGAUGUUUCCAUUUAAUUGUGUCCCUGAUAGUGCUCUUCCUCACAUAAACCGAGUGGAAGAAAACCACAAAGUGGAUUUUAAUGGUGUUCUUGAUAUGCUGCCCCAAAUUAUGACCAGGAGCCCUAUUAUGAUUGAGAGGCAUGGUAUUAGACCAGAAUACCUGAGCAUGGAACAAGGAGGGAAUCAAUGUCGUGGAAAAAAUGGAUCUCAUAGAAACAGGAAACUUCUCAGUCAAGAGCAAGCAUCAGAGAUGUCUAGAAAAGUGAUAGCUCGUGUGCUAACAAAUGUGGGGUUUGAAGUUUCUUCAGAAGUCCCAAUGGAAGUCUUGUCUCAGUUGCUGAGUUGUCAUAUUGGUAAGCUAGGCCGUAUCUUGAAAGUCCUUUCUAAUAGUUGCAGAAAGCAGUGCUCAGCCAUCGAACUACUCAAGAUGUUCCUUCAAAUAGCGGGGUAUAGGUGCCUUACAUCACUACUGCUUUGAUGGAUUCGAAGCUUGGCACGGAAGGGCGCAAGGAUCUUUUUGAUUGGCUAUCAAGGCAACUUAGUGGAUUAAGCAAUUUUCCUGAUGUUGUAAAUCUGAAUUAUGUAUUGUUUCAAUUUAUUAUGCUAGAUGGAUGUGACUUGUGAAUGAAAACUUAAAAUAGUUGUAUUGUGUCCAAUGUUAAUGAAUUAUGUAUUGUGUUGAAUGUUAAUGAUUCAGUUAAUUUGA
Molecule: messenger RNA, 1551 nt
Organism: Camellia sinensis
Lineage: Eukaryota; Viridiplantae; Streptophyta; Magnoliopsida; Ericales; Theaceae
Source: RefSeq, a predicted model, not a curated record